UAUCGUUUGGCUGCGUUUUUUGUAUUUACUUGAACUUUUGGCAUUGUUCUCUUCUCUUAUGUGUUGGGAGUUUCCAACCGGCGUCGUGCUUCUAUUAAUUUUCCCAUUUUAAAAUGUCCUUUGACGCAAUACCUAAAGAUCUGCGUGGUCUACGCGCAUGUUUGGUUUGUUCUCUAGUCAAGACUUUUGAUCAAUUCGAGACGGAUGGCUGUGAAAACUGUGAAGAGUUCCUGCGCAUGAAGAACAACAAGGACAAUGUGUACGAUCAUACGAGCAACAAUUUCGAUGGCAUGAUCGCACUGACAACACCCACCGACUCUUGGGUGGCCAAAUGGCAGCGACUUGCACGCUUUACUCGUGGCAUCUAUGCCAUAUCCGUGUCGGGCAACCUGCCACAUUCGACGCUGCGCGAUAUGAAGAAUCGCGGUAUCGUCUACAAGACAAGAGAUCGAAGUCAGCGCUAGAAAUACGCAUGCUUUUUUUGGCGUACAAAAUAUGUAGUUUAUUUUUAAGUAAUAACGAAACCACAAGCAAAUAUAGCUAGAAUAAAAUACAGUUUUAGGCAGA
Messenger RNA from Drosophila grimshawi, 567 nucleotides. RefSeq names its product transcription elongation factor SPT4 (gene spt4). The transcript is spliced from 3 exons. The coding region runs from base 114 to 464 and encodes 116 amino acids. The record is from RefSeq and is a predicted model, not a curated record. Gene Ontology annotation, cellular component: DSIF complex; nucleus. Gene Ontology annotation, molecular function: zinc ion binding; RNA polymerase II complex binding. Lineage: Eukaryota; Metazoa; Arthropoda; Insecta; Diptera; Drosophilidae. Gene Ontology annotation, biological process: chromatin organization; mRNA processing; positive regulation of DNA-templated transcription, elongation.